Molecule: messenger RNA, 1465 nt
Organism: Jatropha curcas
Lineage: Eukaryota; Viridiplantae; Streptophyta; Magnoliopsida; Malpighiales; Euphorbiaceae
Product: mediator-associated protein 2
Source: RefSeq, a predicted model, not a curated record
AUUAUUCCUUGGGUUGGGUAGAAAUUUCUCUUUUGAAAAUAUUGAACUCGGUCUAUGAUGCUUGCACAAAAAUGGAGAAGAUUCCAUUUCCUUAAUGUCUUUCUUUUAAUAUUAAAAGCAGUGAUUUAUAAUUACACCAAAAAAAAAAAAGUGAUUAUAAAGUUGUCUUCUUUAUCCCUGAUAGAAUAUACAAAGAACAUGAACACGACGGUUAAUUGUGUCUUAAGUUUCAAUUUCUAACUGAAAAAUACACCGGCAAUUUGCAAUAUUAAAACACCCAAUAAUUGUGGGAUAUUAUACGCAGGUAUCUGAUACUCCUAUAUUUAAAACAAAACAUGCAUAAAAGGUUCACCUCUUCAACCGGUAACCAGUUAUAAGUACUGAACAAAAAAACUCAGUCACAGAGACCGUAGCAAGCACCAGAUACGCUACGGCAAUCAAGGGUUUUAGUUUCAGGUUUGGUUUCUUUAAGCUUGUUGUUCAACGACUACUACCAACACUUUAUUUCGACUUUGUUGCAUUUCCACCCAGGCAAUGGAUGUUGCUGAGGGGGAGCCUUAUAGGCCAGAUGCGGGAUUUGAAGAAGAUUGGAGGGAACCUCUUGUUGAUCUUUCUUUGACCGACUCUACAGAGCUUUGGCUCAUUCAGUGGCCUCAUAAUGAACUUCCUGAUUUUCAAGGGAAAGAAAUAUCCCUUGGUCUUUAUCAUGAUGGAUGUUUGGGCAGUUUUGAAGGUUCAUUUGGGAAAAUAUAUGAUGUUGUCAGCUGUGCUGCGCAAGAGUCUGAUGCAACAGUUUUCCUAUCCUCUGCAUCAGAAACAAAAAUUGUUGGGAAUAUUUCACGGCGAGUUUCUCUUGUCCAUUAUCCUGAUCCUAAAGAACUUGAGAAGCAAGAAGCUGAAAAAAAAUCAAAACGAUUGCAUCAGAUGUCUGCUGGAUCUUCAGUGAUAAACUCUUCCCAUCGUCUUUCGACCCCAACUCAAAGUAAGCUUAGGAGAUCAUAUUCAUCGAAGGGACAUGGAGCUUCAACACACAGUAGCAGACAUAAAAGUUCUUUGUCCGAAGUUGGAGAGCAAUCAAAUGCGAAAAAAAGAAAACAUAAAAAUGAACUUACUGCAUCGACAGAUCGCUUUACAUUAGAUUCAGGGCGGAGUCGCAGCGAAAACAAUUUUGCAGGGCCAUCAGAGCAUUCACAAUAGGGCAUCAUGAAAUGAGUGAUAAUAUGCAAGAGUGAGGCUCUCUUACUGGCGUUUUGCCCUCUCCUAGAAUUCUUUUUUGUCAACUUUUAUAGAUACCAUUGAUUUUUGUCCUAAUUAUAUAAUAUGACAAUCCCACGUUAACUUCCUUGUGGGAUCUGUAGUGGGAUAAAAAGCAGCACAUGAAGUGUUCCAAAGAUGUUUGUGGGACUUUGCCAUUUACUAUUCACUUUGAUUUAGGAGCUCAAAUAACCAUAUUUUGAUUAUGUCA